Molecule: messenger RNA, 523 nt
Organism: Aspergillus glaucus CBS 516.65
Lineage: Eukaryota; Fungi; Ascomycota; Eurotiomycetes; Eurotiales; Aspergillaceae
Product: DNA-binding protein
Exons: 4
Coding region: 1-402 (133 amino acids)
Cellular component (GO): cytosol; nucleus
Molecular function (GO): DNA binding
Source: RefSeq, a predicted model, not a curated record
AUGGCCGACGCAGAGCUAGAGGAGAUCAGACGUGCCCGUCUGGCACAGCUCCAGCAGCAGGGUGGCUCCCGUGGGGCCGGGGGUGAAGGCCAGGAAGACCAGAAGAGGGCAAUGGAAGGUGAACGCCGCUCCGCCAUCCUUAACCAAAUCCUCGAACCCGAAGCCGUCGACCGUCUCAACCGCAUCCGCCUCGUCAAGGAAUCGCGCGCCGCCGAUAUCGAGAGCCGGCUCAUCAUGCUCGCACAGACAGGCCAACUCCGCCAGAAGGUCACUGAGGAACAGCUCAAGGACCUGCUGAAUGCAAUUUCAGAGAACCAGCGCAAGACUGAGGAGGAAAGCAAGAUUGUUAUCAGCCGGCGGAAAGGUGGUUGGGAUGAUGAUGAUGAUUUGUUGGAUCUGUAGGGGUUUCGUGUUGAAUUCAUGUUAGGCAAAAAAAAAAAAAAGGCUAUUGUGGGUUUAGCAUUAUAACGGGUUGUACGAUUUGGUAUUUCAAAGAACCCUUCAUGGCGUUACGAUUCAUCUU